AUGGAUGGAAACAAAACCUUUCCCAGUGACUUCACCUUUGUGGGACUCUUUACCCACAACAAGACCUCAGAGUUCCUUUUCAGUGUUAUAUGUGCCAUAUUCUUCAUGGCCAUAGUAGCAAAUGGGCUCAUGAUCUUUCUCAUUCACAUAGACCCUCACCUCCACACCCCCAUGUAUUUCCUCCUCAGCCACCUCUCUUUCAUCGACAUGAUGUACAUCUCAACUAUUGUGCCUAAGAUACUGAUUGAUUACAUCGUGGGCAAAGGGACCAUCUCCUUUGUUGCCUGCACAGCCCAGUACUUUCUCUACAUGGGCUUUGUAGGGGCUGAGUUCUUCCUGCUGGGACUUAUGGCCUAUGAUCGCUACGUGGCUAUCUGCAAUCCACUCCGUUAUCCUGUCCUCAUGAGUCGGAGGGUCUGCUGGUUUAUUCUGACCAGCUCUUGGUUCGGUGGGGCUUUGGACAGUUUUCUCCUCACACCUAUCACCAUGAGUCUCCCAUUUUGUGCAUCCCACAAGAUCAAUCACUUUUUCUGCGAGGCUCCCACAAUGCUGAGGCUAGCCUGUGGUGACAAAGCCAUAUAUGAAAUGGUGAUGUAUGUCUGCUGUGUUGUGAUGUUGUUGGUCCCCUUCUCUGUGGUGAUCACAUCCUAUGCCAAGAUACUGGUUACAGUACAUCAGAUAAAGUCUGAAGAAGGAAGGAAGAAGGCCUUUGCCACUUGCUCAUCGCACGUGAUUGUGGUGACAUUGUUUUACGGGGCUGCCUUGUACACCUAUAUGCUUCCCCAAGCAUACCACACCCCACUCAAAGAUAAAGUCUUCUCAGCCUUUUACACCAUCCUCACCCCCUUGCUAAACCCUGUUAUUUACAGUCUGAGGAACAGAGAUGUGGCAGGGGCAUUGAAAAGGGUGAUAGCAAGACAUAGAGGGACCUGCAGUGUGGAAAGGAAACAGUUACAAUAA
Acomys russatus (golden spiny mouse) is the source of this 960-nucleotide messenger RNA. RefSeq names its product olfactory receptor 2T6-like. The record is from RefSeq and is a predicted model, not a curated record. The coding region runs from base 1 to 960 and encodes 319 amino acids. Gene Ontology annotation, molecular function: olfactory receptor activity; G protein-coupled receptor activity. The transcript has a single exon. Gene Ontology annotation, biological process: G protein-coupled receptor signaling pathway. Gene Ontology annotation, cellular component: membrane. Lineage: Eukaryota; Metazoa; Chordata; Mammalia; Rodentia; Muridae.